Molecule: messenger RNA, 1458 nt
Organism: Chrysochloris asiatica (Cape golden mole)
Lineage: Eukaryota; Metazoa; Chordata; Mammalia; Afrosoricida; Chrysochloridae
Gene: CFLAR
Product: CASP8 and FADD-like apoptosis regulator
Exons: 9
Coding region: 1-1458 (485 amino acids)
Biological process (GO): proteolysis; negative regulation of extrinsic apoptotic signaling pathway via death domain receptors
Molecular function (GO): protein binding; cysteine-type endopeptidase activity
Source: RefSeq, a predicted model, not a curated record
AUGUACAGGGUAUCUGCAGCAGUUAUCCAUCAGGUCGAAGAGGCACUUGAUGAAGAUGAGAAGGAGAUGCUUCUCUUUUUGUGCCGUGAUAUUGCUGCAGAUGUGGCUCCACCCAGUGUCCGGGACCUUCUGGAUAUUUUAAGUGAUAAAGGUAAGCUGUCUGCCAUGGACUUGGCUGAGCUGCUGUACAGAAUAAGGCGGUUGGACUUGCUCAAGCGGAUCUUGAAGGUGGACAAAGCUGCAAUGGAGGCCCGCCUACUUAAGCACCCUCACCUUGUUCCGGAUUAUAGAGUGCUGCUGACAGAAAUUAGUGAAGAUUUGGACAAAACUGACGUAUCCUCAUUAAUUUUCCUCAUGAAAGAUUAUGUAGGCCGAGGCAAACUAGCCAAAGACAAGAGUUUCCUUGGUCUUGUGGUUGAAUUGGAAAAACAAAAUCUGGUUGCUCCAGAUCAGUUGGAUUUGUUAGAAACCUGCCUAAAGACCAUCCACCGAAUAGACCUGAAGACAAAAGUCCAGAAAUACAAGCAGUCUGCUCAAGAAGCCACAGGAACAAAUUAUGUAAAUGUUUUCCAGGCAUCUCUCCAAAACUUGAGUCUCAAGGAACCGCCAUAUAACAUAGGGUUACAGAAUGAAAGAAGUAAAGAAAAAAAAAUGGUUGAGAAGCAACGUGGCAUUCAAAUGGAAUCCGUGAAGACAUCUGUCCAGGAAUCUGGAGUGGUUUUUCCUAAGCAUAUCCAGGAAGAACGAUACAGUAUGCAAAGCAAGCCCCUCGGAAUCUGUCUGAUAAUCGAUUGCAUUGGCAAUGACACAGAGCUUCUUCGGAGUACAUUCACAUACCUGGGAUUUGAAGUCCAUAACCACUUGUAUGUCAGUGUGGACCAUAUGACUCAAAUUCUUCACCAAGCUGCCUUUAUGACCCAACACCAAAGCUAUGACAGUUUUGUAUGUGUCCUGGUGAGCCGAGGAAGCUCCCAGAGAGUAUUUGGCACGGAUACGGCUCAUUCAGGGUUCUCCUUGGAUCAGAUCAAGCAGGUGUUCAUGGCAGAUGCAUGCCCUUCUCUCUUAGGGAAACCAAAGCUCUUUUUUAUUCAGAACUAUGUGGUGUCAAAGAACCAGCAGGAGGACAGCAGCCUUUUGGAGGUAGAUGGAGCAGGAACAUACAAUGUGGAAAACAAGGCAAGGCAGCCUGGGUCCUGCAUGAUCCACCGAGAAGCUGACUUCCUCUGGAGCCUGUGCAACGCAGACGUGGCCUUGCUGGAGAAGUCCCCCAGCUCAUCCUCCAUCUACCUGCAGUACCUUUCCCAGGAACUGCGGCAAGAAAGAAAACGCCCAUUCCUGGAUCUCCACACGGAACUCCACAGAAAAGUGUAUGAUUGGAACAGUAGAGUUUCUGCUACAGAGAAGUACUCUGUCUUGCUGCAGCACACGCUGAGAAAGAAACUCAUCCUCUCUUGCUAA